Messenger RNA from Lactuca virosa, 525 nucleotides. The record is from the annotation of a GenBank genome assembly. Lineage: Eukaryota; Viridiplantae; Streptophyta; Magnoliopsida; Asterales; Asteraceae.
AUGUUCCCACAGCUCACUCAAAAACAUCAUCUGGAAAACAAAUUUCAAGAAACUUUCGAUCAAUAUCAUAUGACGGUGAAAAGACAGCUAGAAGAUGACACAGAUCAUGAGAUCGAGAACAUGGCCAUGGCUAACUGCUUAAUGCUACUCUCUCGUGUGGGUAAAUCAAGUUCUUCGUCGCCGGAACCAGGCCGGUUGUUUCACUGUAAGACCUGCAACAAACCGUUUCAGUCGUUUCAAGCGCUUGGAGGCCACAGUGCCAGCCAUAAACGACCGAAGUUAAACGAUGAACAUAAUCAAUCUCCGGCGAAGCCCAAGACGCAUGGGUGCUCGGUUUGUGGACAGGAGUUUGCCAUCGGGCAAGCGUUGGGUGGUCAUAUGAGGCGGCACCGUGAUGAUGCCACCGGAAAAACUAUCCAGAUGGCGGGGAAGAAACAAAGUGGGACUGGGAUGAGAGGGUUGUGUUUGGAUUUGAAUUUGACUCCGUAUGAGAACGACUUGAAGAUGUGGCCGAUUGUUACAUAA